Messenger RNA from Saccoglossus kowalevskii, 6195 nucleotides. RefSeq names its product macrophage mannose receptor 1-like. The record is from RefSeq and is a predicted model, not a curated record. Lineage: Eukaryota; Metazoa; Hemichordata; Enteropneusta; Harrimaniidae.
AUGCAUUACCCUAAUUGCAUCUCAGAUGAUGUAAAUGUUGUUAUAGUAGCAUGUUUAAUACGAUCAUCUUCCACUAACCAUCACUGGAUUGGUCUCAGAGAAUACGGCAUAGGAUCAGGAUAUGAAUGGUCUGAUGGUACAGCCUUAGAUUAUCAAAACUGGGAUGCCGGUGAACCAAAUGAUUUCAAUGGUGAAGAACAAUGUGUUAAUUUCUAUGCACAUGAUCAAGGUACCUGGAAUGACAAAAACUGUGGUGAGAGAAUACCAUUCAUAUGUCGAAAAUUUGAGCACAUAACCCACCCAAUUACACGUAUACCAACCACGCCAAUGCCUGGACCAUGUCCUGGGGGAGGAUGGAUGGAAUAUGGAGGAAAAUGUUAUAAGAUAUAUAGUGGUGAUGGGAGUGAUUCUUUAACCUGGGAGGAUGCUCGAACUGUUUGUAGAGAUCUUGGAGGAGAUCUAGCUACAAUACACAGUCAGGCUUUGCAAUCAUUCUUGAUAAGCAAACUACGUUACGUGUCAUCAGCAUUAUGGAUUGGUCUGAGUGAUAUAUCUUAUCAAAAUAGAUUCAUAUGGACUGAUGGUACACCUGUAGACUACACAAACUGGGCUGCAGAUGAACCCAAUGGGUACUAUGCAGAUGACUGCGUUGAGAUGAUGUACAUCUCCUCCCAUGCUGGGCAAUGGAAUGACAUAUCAUGUGACAGUGAAAGGGGAUACAUAUGUCAGGGAGAUAAAGAUGUUGACCCAUCAGCUCCUGACCCAACUUAUCCUUCUGAAGAUGAAUGUCAAGAUGACUACAUCCAAGAGUAUCUUGGCUGCUACAAAGUGGUGAAGUCUUCACAGACACAUCAAAGUUCUAAUGAUAUUUGUGUCAAUGAUGGCGGUAAUCUAGUCAGUAUUAUUGAUGCAUAUGAACAAGGUUUCAUUGAUACAUUGGUAUUUGAUGUUGAUAGACCAUUAUGGAUUGGUAUGGCAUAUAAUGAAGAGAGUAGUGAGUACAAAUGGAUUGAUGGGACACCAGUAUAUUAUACCAACUGGGGAUCUGGUGAACCAAGUGGUGGUGACGAUUCUGGAUGUGUACAGUCGACAACUGAUGGUUGGGAUGAUACAAAUUGUGCUGAGCUUACUGGAGCUAUCUGUAAAAUUUAUUUAGCACCUCCUCCAACCACUCCUGAAUAUGUCGAGGGCCACUGUCCUGCAACAUUUGUUAGCUAUGGUUCAGAUUGUUAUUAUUUUGGAGGUGUGAACGACUACAAAUCAUUUUCAGAUGGCCAGCUUGAAUGUAUUAGACUAGGAGCAGAUUUAGCAAGUAUACACCACCAACAAGAAAAUGACUUUGUGUUUGCUUACCUAAAUAGUAUGGAUGUAUACUUAGGGUUAACAAGAACUGGAAAUGGAUGGAAAUGGGUUGAUGAGAGUGUCUUACAGUAUACAAACUGGGCAGUAGGUGAACCUUCUGAUAGCAAUGGUGAGGAGGACUGUGUUGUUAUGCUUCAUAACCAAGGCACAUGGAAUGAUCUUGUUUGUAGUGGAUAUAAAGGAUACGUAUGUAAACGACCAAAAGAUGGUGACCCAGUUGAAUCUUCAACAAUAACCAAUAACCCUGGUGACCCUGUUAUGGAUGACCCAGACAGUAAUAACAGUGAUGUGAAUGUAGCUGGCAUCAUUCUUGUAUGUGAACUAAUCAUUGUUGCCAUUGUUGGAAUAGCUUUCCUUGUACGAUGGUUUGUGAAGAAACAAUGCUACGGUGGCAAACAAGGUGAAUUCAUGAGUGGCCCAGCAGCGGACUUCAGUAAUUCUAUGUACGAACCAUCAGUAAAUUCCACGCCAUCUACAAUACCUAGUAUCAGUGCAAUGUCCGGCAGUCCAGUUGGUCCUGUCUAUGACAAUCCACAACCUGUGCCACAGUAUCCAGAGGACACAAUAUAUUUUAUAUAUUACGUAACAUCGGAGAUGGUAAUAUCGGACACGUGCCCUGGUGGAUGGAUAGAAUAUGGUGACAAUUGUUUUAUGGUAUACGACAAAUCUUACGACGACCGAUUAAACUGGCACCACUCACAGUCUUACUGUCGUUUAAUGGGAUCUGAGUUGGCAAGUUUUCACAGUAAAGAAGAAGAGGAUUACGUCAUAUCACAAAGUGGUGCAUGGUCCACCUGGUUUUGGUAUGGAUUGAAUGAUAUCGUGGUGGAAGGAAGGCAAGAUCUAGUCACCCCUCCACCCCCAGACUACUGUUACCAAGGCAACACUAAUUGGCUGGAGUAUGAUGGAAUGUGUUAUUACUUCAGUGAUUUGUCUAACGCAGAAGUAAUGGGUUGGAAUGACGGACGCUCUCACUGUAAUUCACUGGGAGGUGAACUGGUGUCAAUUCAUAGUCAAGAAGAAAAUGACUUUAUCGACCUGCAGAUUAAAGGAUCACAAUAUACCCAUUAUUGGAUAGGUCUGCGAGAAUAUGGGAUAGCAGCUGAAUACUUAUGGUCCGAUGGAACGCCAGUGGAUUAUGUCAACUGGGAGACCGGUGAACCCAAUGACCAUAAUGGGGAAGAAGAUUGUGCUAAUAUAUAUCCUAAUACAGCAACAUGGAAUGACGCACACUGUGCGGAUGCUUAUCCAUUCAUAUGCAAGAAAUUUAACCAUACUACCAAUCCUAUCACGCAUGUGCCAGUCACGCCCAUGCCUGGUUCCUGUCCCGGGGGAGGAUGGAUGGAGCAUGAUGGGAGAUGUUAUAAGAUUUUCGGCGGCGAUGGGAGUGGUAUGUUAGCCUGGGAACCGGCAAGGACUGUGUGUAGAGGCCUCGGUGGAGAUUUAGUCACCAUACAUAACCAGGCAUUGCAAUCAUUUUUAACCAGCAACUUACGGGGCCUGGCAUCUCCAUUGUGGAUUGGUUUAAAUGCUCGUACAACUAGUGGUACUUAUAAAUGGACUGAUGGCUCAUCAGUGGACUAUACUAACUGGGCAGCUGGUGAACCAAAUGAAUAUUAUGACGCGUGUGUAGAAAUGUACAUACUAUUAACAACAGCUGGCACAUGGAAUGAUCUGAGUUGUACAGAGGAGAGAGGUUUUGUCUGCCAAGGACGGAAAGAUGUCGACCCGGCGGCCCCUCCGCCUGUCACGCCGGAACACAAUUGUCCGGAGGGGUAUGUGAAUUACUACUUAAGCUGUUACAAAGUGUUGACGUACUCCCACACACACCAGACUGCUAAUGAUAUUUGCAUCAGUGAAGGUGGUAAUUUGGCAAGUAUACUUGAUGUCUACGAGCAAGGAUUUAUUGACACACUGGUGUAUGAUGCCGAGACCCCGUUGUGGAUCGGACUUUCAUAUCAAGAAGAGUAUAAUGAAUACAAAUGGAUUGAUGGUGCCCCAGUGUUUUACACCAGUUGGGCAUUUAACGAACCAAAUGACAAUGGUUGUGUACAGAGUACAACCACUGGGUGGAUCGAUACAAACUGUGAUAGUAAUACUGGUGCUAUAUGUAAAAUAUAUCUUAAAUCACCCCCUACAACCCCGGAUCAUAUAGAAGGGGAAUGUUUGAUUGGUUUUGUUCCUUACGGAAGUGACUGUUAUUAUUUCGGUGGUGUCAAUCGUGUCGAGACAUUUUCGGAGUCGCAGUUUGAGUGUGCUAGACUGGGUUCAAAUUUAGCAUCUAUACAUCACAGUCAAGAGAAUAAUUUCAUCUUUAGUUAUCUCCAUAACGAGAAUGUGUAUAUUGGUCUGACAAGAUCUUACAAUGGGUGGAGGUGGUUAGAUGAUAGUCCUAUACAGUACACAAACUGGAACGCAGGUGAACCCUCAAAUGGCAAUGAAAACUGUGUUACAAUGCUCAACAACCACGGUACAUGGAACGAUGUAGACUGUUCCCAAAUUAACGGAUUUGUAUGCAAAACUCCGAAAAGUGUAAAUGUCGCUGCGGUGAUUCUUAUGGCCGAGAUUGUUAUAGUCGUCAUAUUGGCAGUCGCGUUUUUUGUACGAUGGCUCAUAAAGAAUGGUCAGUCAAAGAGAAAUCAGGCGAGCUUUAAUCCUGGGCCGCCUGCAGGACUAGAAAAUGCAAUGUACGAGGACAACGGCUUGUACACACCCUCAACCACGCCCUCAACCACACACACCAUUUAUGCCAAUGACACGGAACAAACGUAUAAACAACAUGAUAAACGUAACUGGAACGACUCCCAGGCCUACUGUCGUGAGAUGGGAGCUGAGUUGGCGAGUUUUCACAGCAGAGAAGAAGAGGACUACGUCAUAUCACACAUUGGAGGAAUGUACUCAAUUUGGUGUGGACUGAAUGACAUUGAGCAGGAAGGAACUUUUAAAUGGAGUGAUGGGUCGGACGUAGAUCACCUGCGAAGCACUUCAGAUAAUACACAAUACAAAGACUGUAUAGUUAAUUGGAAUUCGAGUUUUAUAGAUUGGUUAGUAGAAAGCUGCGAUGCACUUAAUUCGUGGGUUUGCAAAAUGCCUAAAGUAAAUUACAUGACGUCAGAGACGGUAAUAUCGAACACGUUCCCUGAUGGAUGGCUAGGUUAUGGUAACAACUGCUUCAAGGCUUAUGGCGAAUCUAGCAUAGACCGACUCAACUGGCACAACUCCCUGUGGUACUGUCGUUUAAUGGGCGCUGACUUGGCAAGUUUCCAGAGUCCAGAAGAAGAGGACUGCGUUAUGUCACACAUUGAUACAUGGUAUUAUUGGUUUUGGUAUGGAUUGAAUGACAUCGAAGCGAAAGGAAAUUUUGAGUGGAGUGAUGGGUCUAACGUCAGUUAUAAAAGAGGCUAUCCGUAUAAUACAGAAAGUCAGGACUGUAUAAGAUUUUAUAGUACAGACUGGUGGAUAGAAAACUGUGAUUCUGUACAGAAUUCGUGGGUUUGCAAAAUAUCUAAAGGGCAAGAUCUGGUCACCCCUCCACCACCUGACUACUGUUACCAAGGCAACACAAACUGGCUGGAGUAUAACGGGACGUGUUACUAUUUUACUGAUUUGUCUAACGCAGAAGUAAUGGGUUGGAAUGACGGACGCUCUCACUGCAAUUCACUAGGAGGUGAACUGGUGUCAAUUCAUAGUCAAGAAGAAAAUGACUUUAUCGACUUGCAGAUAAGAGGUUCACAUUACAUUCAGUACUGGAUAGGUCUGCGAGAAUAUGGGAUAGCAGCUGAAUACUUCAUUUUUAACCAGCAACUUACGUGGCAUGUUAUUUACAUUGUGGAUUGGUCUAACGAUCGUACAACUAGUGUUACAUACGCAUGGACUGAUGGCUCAUCCGUAGACUACACUAACUGGGCAGCUAGUGAACCAAACGGAUAUUACUCUGCCGAAUACAAAUGGGUUGAUGGUGCCCCAGUAUUUUCCACCAGUUGGGCAUUCAACGAACCAAAUGACAAUGGUUGUGUACAGAGUACAACCACUGAGUGGAUCGAUACAAACUGUGAAAGUAAUACUGGUGCUAUAUGUAAAAUAUAUCUUGAACCACAUCCGACAACCCCUGACCACAUAGAAGGAGAAUGCCCGAUGGGCUUUGUGCAUUACGGAAGUGACUGUUAUUACUUCGGAGGUGUCAAUGUUAUCAAGACAUUUUUUGAAUCCCAAUUCGAGUGCGACAGAAUGGGUUCGAAUUUAGCAACAAUACACCAGGGUCAAGAAGAUAAUUUUAUCUUUAGUCAUCUACAAGACGAGAAUGUGUAUAUUGGACUUUCAAAAUCUUACAACGGUUGGUCUUGGUUAGAUGCAAGUCCCAUACAGUACACUAACUGGAACGCAGGUGAACCAUCAAACACCGACGACGAGGAAAACUGUGUGAUAAUACUCAACAACUAUGGUACAUGGAACGAUGUAGACUGUUCCAGAUUGUCAGGGUUUGUUUGCAAAACUUCAAAAAGGUAUGGAACAUCAUUAAUUUACCAAAUGUACCCACUCUUGGUUGAAAAUGAAUCUGUCAUUAUUGUUUCACCUCUGGUUUCUCUUAUGAAAGAUCAAGAAUUUAUAUCAAAUGAGGAAAGUAGCCUCAUUAAAAGUAAGAAACCAAAUCACACAUUAAGUGCAGAUAGAUGUGGUCUCUGUGAAUCAGAGGCAAACUACUUUGAAAAGCAUUUCUUAUAUUACUAUGCAGACACUGAGAGUGACAGUGACGAAGUGUCAGAUAGUAGUCGUAGCUAUGAAUCAGAUGCUGAAAUUUCCAAUUCAUCAGAAUCAGUUGAAACAGGGGUUUGA